CUCCUUCAACUACAUCUAUAAUGUCUUGUCUUUGUGGAAAAUUCCAUGCAAGAUUUAUUUCUUCUAAUAAUACUAAUUACUCUAUUCCUACUGAAUCGACACUUAUUAAUACAAAGAAACCUAACAAAUCUACUUCUUAA
Molecule: messenger RNA, 140 nt
Organism: Dentiscutata erythropus
Lineage: Eukaryota; Fungi; Glomeromycota; Glomeromycetes; Diversisporales; Gigasporaceae
Source: the annotation of a GenBank genome assembly